Messenger RNA from Hevea brasiliensis (rubber tree), 2305 nucleotides. Its product is annotated as protein FAR1-RELATED SEQUENCE 6. Gene Ontology annotation, biological process: regulation of DNA-templated transcription. The record is from RefSeq and is a predicted model, not a curated record. Bases 165 to 2156 code for a protein of 663 amino acids. Gene Ontology annotation, molecular function: zinc ion binding. NCBI's taxonomy places the organism in Eukaryota, Viridiplantae, Streptophyta, Magnoliopsida, Malpighiales, Euphorbiaceae. The transcript is spliced from 2 exons.
GAAAAUGUCACCCGGAAGGCCUGAAGUAGCCAGCAGUAGCAUUCUCUCAACUAUUGGAAUUUGGAAGUUCCGAUUCACUCUCUGGCUUUCUGCGAAGGAGGUUAGCGUCCUCUUGAUUCAACUGACUUUACGGUCUCGAUUCUCCAGUGUCAAUAAUUUUUCAGAUGGAUGAAGUGUCUCUCAACACUGAGCCAAUAGGUGAUGAUGAAGCUGAUGAAUUUGAGAUUGAAGGAGAUUGUGCAAUGACAGAAUAUGUUGGUCAAACUGGUACGAUCCAGGGAGAGAAUCCUAUCCCUCCUGCAGUUGGAAUGGAAUUUGAGUCCUAUGAGGAUGUGUAUUACUUUUACAAUUGCUAUGCCAAGGAACAGGGAUUUGGGGUUAGAGUAAGUAAUACGUGGUACAGAAAGAGUAAAGAGAGAUACAGAGGUAAGCUUAGCUGCAGUAGUGCAGGUUUCAAGAAAAAAAGUGAGGCAAACCGGCCAAGACCUGAAACAAGAACUGGUUGUCCAGCAAUGAUAAAGUUCAGGCUGAUGGAAAACAAAAGGUGGAGAAUUAUUGAAGUUGAGCUUGAGCACAAUCACUUAAUUAGCCCAGCAAGUGGAAAAUUUUAUAAAUCACAUAAGCUCAUAGGUGCUGGAACCAAAAGGACAUUGCAAUUAGAUGGUCCUGAUGAAGUGCAGAAAAUUAGGAUGUAUCGCACUGUGAUAAUAGAUUCUGAGGGCAAUGAAGGUGUAGAUGAUGAAGGACAAUGUGGAAACCUUCUCCAUUCCAAUCAAUUAAAACUUAGAGAAGGAGAUGCCCAAGCAGUUCAAGAUUUCUUUUGCCGCUCACAGUUGAUGGAUCCCAACUUCUUUUAUGUGGUGGAUCUCAAUGAGAAAGGAUAUAUGAGGAAUUUGUUCUGGGCUGAUGCAAGGUCAAGGGUUGCAUAUGGUUAUUUUGGUGAUGUUGUUGCAAUUGACACUUCAUGCUUGAAAGAAAAAUUUGAGGUACCACUGGUUUCAUUUAUUGGAGUAAAUCACCAUGGGCAUUCCAUGCCAUUGGGCUGUGGUUUGCUUGCAGGUGAGACUACUGAAACAUAUAUAUGGUUGUUGAGAGCCUGGCUUACAUGUAUGCUAGGACGUCCUCCACAAGCUGUCAUCACUGACCAGUGCAGAAGUUUGCAAACUGCUGUUCUUGAUGUUCUUCCAAGAGCUUCACAUUGCCUUCAUUUGUCACAUAUCAUGCAAAGAGUUCCAGAGAAUCUGGGAGAUUUAUUUGAAUUUGAAGCAAUUAGAGAAGCAUUGAGUAGAAUAGUAAACUACUUUCUGAGGCCUGAGGAAUUUGAAGCAACUUGGGAGGAGAUGGUCCAACAUCAUGGAAUCAGGGAUCAUAGAUGGAUCCAAACUUUAUAUGAAGAUAGGAAAAGGUGGGUUCCUGCUUAUGUGAAGGAAACAUUUUUGGCAGGCUUGUUUCCAUUCCAGCAAAAUGAGAUUGUGCCUUCAAUUUUUGAAGGGUAUCUGGAUAAACAUACUCCUUUAAAAGAAUUUCUGGACAAGUAUGAUCAAGCACUACAGACGAAUCAUCAACUUGAAGCCUUAGCAGAUGUGGAUUCAAGGAAUUCAAGUUUAAUGCUAAAAUCAAGAUGUUAUUUUGAGCUACAACUCUCAAAAUUGUACACAAAUGAAAUACUAAAGAGGUUUGAAAAAGAGGUGGAGGGCAUGUAUGCUUGUUUUAGCACAAGACAGGUAGGUAUUGAUGGGCAAUUAACAACAUACAUAGUGAAAGAACAAGUUGAAGUUGAGAACAACAGGCAGGAAACAAGGGACUUUGAGGUUAUGUACAAUACAUCCGAAAUGGAUAUUCUGUGUGUUUGUGGUUUGUUCAACUUUAAAGGAUAUUUAUGUAGACAUGCGCUAAGUGUUCUUCACCAAAAUGCAUUGGAGGAGAUCCCACCUCAAUACAUUCUUACAAGAUGGAGAAAAGAUGUAAAUCGAUCCUACGUUCUUGAUCACGGCUCUGGUGGGAUUGACACUAAUAACCCAGUUCACAGGUAUGACCAUUUGUACAAAUGCAUUGUGCGAGUUGUGGAGGAAGGGAGGAAAUCACAAGAUCGCUACAAGGUUACUCUACAAGCUUUAGGGGAGAUAUUAAACAAGCUUCAUCUUUUAGAAGACUAGCCAUGUAAUUUAGAAGGCUCAGCCAUUAGAGGCGUAGACGGCUACUUUUGUAAAACUACAAAUUUGUGAAUCAUAUUAUUGGUUGUAUAUGUAUAUGUUCAUGUAUAUUAUUUAAAGCUAUUAACGUCACCCUGCAUCAUUUGGAAACA